This is a messenger RNA of Trypanosoma theileri, 1602 nucleotides long. RefSeq lists its product as uncharacterized. The transcript has a single exon. The record is from RefSeq and is a predicted model, not a curated record. NCBI's taxonomy places the organism in Eukaryota, Euglenozoa, Kinetoplastea, Trypanosomatida, Trypanosomatidae. Bases 1 to 1602 code for a protein of 533 amino acids.
AUGAAGCAGUUUGCUUCCUAUUCACGUUUCUUGCGAAGACGAACCCGUCGUAGAUUGCUUCGACCUUUCGUACUUUUAGUUUUGUUUCUUUUUUUGUAUGCAUUUUCAAAACUUUUUUUUCGGGGUUCUUCUACACCGAAUGAAGUUAUGGUCAUUGAAAAUGAAACUGAAAUGGAAACGGAAACUGAAAAUAGUGCCAUGUUAAAUGUUAGUGGGUUUAGUAAUAUUCUGUUGUAUGAAGAGAAGAGUGAGUUAUGGGGAUUUACAGGUGGAAUAGAAAGUCUUUUGGAGAAGGGAGUACCACGAAAGUAUUGGGGCCCUAUAAUGCGACGUAGUCAUGAGGGAUCUUUAGACGAGUGGAGUGUUAAUAACAUGACGGGAAUGCGACUCACAGAGUCCACAGUGGCGGAAGAAGAGAUGCGGCUUCGCUAUAUACAGCACAGAAAGGUAAGAGAUGCCACUGGUUGUGAUACGCUUUCUGUUCCAUUUAAUCCCCGAAGAGAUAGUCGUUGUAUACAGUUUAUGACAACUCCCUCUAACUGGAAAGAAUUAAUUCCUAUUUCACAAUCAGUAGAUCAGCGGACUAUUAAAUUUGCUAUCCAGUUUAAAUCAGUUCAUGUAGCUGAUGGUGAAAUAAUUGAUGAUCCUAUAGAAACUAUUAUUAAAGUUCCUCAACGUCCAUUCCCAUCUGAAGCGGCUGGUGAGGUGGGAGCAUUUCAUGCAGAUCGUAUAUUGCUUAUAAAUCGUGUACCACCAACUGGAUGGGCAUGUUUGCCUCUGCAGAUGAUUAAAAACUCUGUGUCAAAAUAUAAAGAUAGUGUUAAUACAACGGCAAUGUUUCUUCGCAUGUCAGGUGUAAAAAAUUAUGAAGAUUGGGUACAGAAAGAUCUUUUUGAUUUUGCUCGUACUUCUCGUUCUAUAGAGUGGUCUAAAGAUGGUAAUUGUAUUGGUGUUUCUAUUCAAUUAAAAAUAUCUGAUGUUGGUCACUUUUUAGCUAGUGCUAUGCGAAUACCAUAUGAUGCCCAUACGGAUACUUGGCACGAUUAUUUUAAUUUGAAUAUUGCUACCAAAGAAAGUAUGGAAGAAUUAACUCGAGCAAGAAGUUACAUUGGUGUACUUCACUUGGCAGAAAUAAAUAUGUUUGAUUAUAUUGUUGGUAAUAUGGAUCGUUCACCAAAUAAAAAUAAUUUUGUAGUUGGUGGAACUCAUUUGGAACCAUCUACUGAUAAAAAGUUUAUGCUGCAUCCCAAUCAUCCUACAUUUAUUUACCUUGAUCAUGGAAUGGCAUUUUAUCGUAGACAUCCACGGCGAAAUCCACUAACAAAGUCCAUUGAGGCUUUUAAAAAAGGUUUACCAGAUACAUUUUGUUUUUUUCGCGGUCCUCUACUGCGACGUAUUCGUGAUUUAAUGGAACCCUCAGGUCGAAAAAAGGGUGAGACGAUUUUUGCGUUUAGGAUGAAGCAACGGCUGCCUAAUCGUGUGUAUAGUAUUAUUGGAUCAAGUGGGUUGCGAUUCUGCUCCAUGCGUGGAAAGGAGCUCCUGGGAGUUGCCGAACGUUGUCUGGCAAAUGAUCGAAUACAACGCUAUGUAUUGUUUCCUUGA